Molecule: messenger RNA, 471 nt
Organism: Fibroporia radiculosa
Lineage: Eukaryota; Fungi; Basidiomycota; Agaricomycetes; Polyporales; Fibroporiaceae
Exons: 2
Coding region: 1-471 (156 amino acids)
Source: RefSeq, a predicted model, not a curated record
AUGCAAUCUCUUCGGGUUGCUCAACCCAAGCUGACGCCCCCGAUCUACCUCCUCUUUCGUCUAUAUUACGCGCUCACCCCCGCAUACAAGGAGAGUGGAACCUCACUAGCAUGCAUCCUGACUCAAAUACGCCGUCUGCCAGGGGGACGCGCAGCAGCAACACCAGCUGCAUCUAGAACCUCGUCCACCAUCAAUCCUAACGCCUUCGGCCAAUCGAUCGGGGAAAUUUUGCCGCCCCCACCUAGCCACGCUCAGCCCAGUGAUGUUAUGUUGAGUACCGGAGAAGUCUCGAAGGAGAUGAACGCCAUCAUAGCAUUAUUGGGCGACAUGCUGGCAAAUCAGCGCGUCAAUGCACCAGUCGGGAGAAUACCUGACGAUGAAGCACGUCUUGUCAAGGCGCUGUAUGAGAGUGAGGAAAAGGGUCAAACCUAUCGCCAGGCCUUGGAGGUCCUCAGUGGCGCAAGUCAAUAA